CCUGUGCGUGUGACCUCUCAUCUCGUGCGCGUGUGCUGGCGGCCAGUGCUCGUCCCGCCGCAGCCGCCGCACCAUGGCCGCCGCCCUCUCCAGCUCCGUGUGCGUGCUGCUGGCCGUGCUGCCGCUGCCGCCGGUCGAGGCGGCAGAACCAGGAACAUUCUUCUGGAGUCGGCGACAAAUAGGACCAGUAACCUUACCUCCUGAUCCUUUCGGUCCCCAAGAUUAUACUCCUAAAAAUGACAUGGCUAAUAUAGGACCAAGUGCUAAGCAGCGCGGCGGCCAAGUAGAAGUAAUCGACCGCCGGAAAGUGAGCAAACCAACUAGGAAGAACUUUAAAGACGGUUAUGUGGUCAUCAUCGACGGGUGGAGACUUACUACUUCGGUUAUGGCGCUUGUGACGUACAGUAAGGUAAUGAAUGAAGCCUACCCACACCUGCAUCCCUGCUACUCGGACUUCUGGACCACCGCGUACCGCUGGUUUUACCGCUACUAUAAAUCACUUCCAGAUUGGGCGUUCGGCAGGGGUACCUUCAUAGACACGCACAAGGUGUGGAGGAAGCGCUACUGGUACAUGGACAGAAUGGUGCCUCAAGUUUUACGACCCUUUUUAAUUGAGUUAUGCGUAGAUCCUGCUACCUUCAAGAAAGAAGAGUGGGUUUGGAGAAAGUUCGUCAGAUACACCCAGCCACAGUGGGGUAAAUUCUUUAUAUACCCUUCGAAGGUCUUCAAUAAUUACAAAUCUAUGAGGCCAGACGAAACAUGGGAAUACGUUGAUGAUAGCACGAGGUCUAAAAGUUUAAGCUAAAAUGGAAGUUUAAAUAUUUGGAUUAUACGGUUGGCGCAGUGCGGGGGCAACCGACUGCCACGCAACGUGUCACGGGUCCGAUUAUUAUCGGGAGGAUCGUCCGUUUCAGAUCUUAGACAACUUUACUGUCUGAUCCUUAAAUACACAUCUUAUGUACUACUAGCUGAUGCCCGCAGCUUCGCUCGCGUUGAUUACAGACUUUGUGACUUUGUUUUCUAAAAUAAAAGUUGCCUAUAAAAUCCCCGUCGAAAUCAGCUCGUCCACACUGCGGACGACUGGGAAUGUGAGGUCUACUCUUAUUCAACUAAAAACGAAGUUUCGUCCGAAACUACGCAAAUUUCAUACUACAAUUCCAUUUAAUGCGAACUUUUGUGAACAAAAAUAAACGAAUGCAAUGAAGAUAAAUAAAUAGGUUUAGAUUUGAAUUUAAAAAUAAACAGUUAUUUUAAGUAAUUUUAUUAGUAAAAAUAUGAAAGCUACUAACGCUUGCGGCCGAAGAUUAAACGAAACUUGGCAUUCGAGAACCGGAGUAGAGCUACAGUUCGUCUACACUGUGGAGUGUGGACGAACAGAACGCAUUGUUCCCAGUCGUCCACACCCCGUCAUCUCACGUCUAGUCUAAGAGUUCAUAAAGAAAACAUGAUAAUAGUAUUUCUUUAAAGUAUUAUGUACUUAGCUUUAUUACUUUAAAAGUAGGUACAUACCCAGUAAAUCUAAAGUUUUUUUUUGCGUAUUUUGUACUAAAUGUUGGAACACUGGAUGUUGUAUCAAUAUCAGAUUAAAUGUAAUUAAAUAUUAUAUACAACGUGUAACAAAAAGGGGGUAUACAUAUCAAUUGCACGGCUUCUAGAUAACAUAACAAACGAUACGGGAAGGGUUUUUUAAACUCAUGUUUUCAUGGUACCAAGUUAUGAAUUUUUCAAAUCGCGCUGCCGCGUGAUUCAAAAUUAGGUAGACAGGUACUAGGCGAUCAGAUUGACAGAAGAAAUGUUUCGUAAUACUCGCGAGUGAUCCCUGUAGUGUUGUGACAUGAUUAUAUGAUUUAAAACGAAGAAACAUGCGAUACCAAGUAUUUGGUACAAAUUUUUUUAAUCGUAUUUUCAGCUGAAACUUCGUGUAGAGAUUCUAUUCAACCUGUAUUCAUCAGCGCUUCUUGAUGUAUAUGGGCAUUUUGUUACACGUUGUAUACAUAUAAUAUUAUUAUAAUAUUAUACAUUUAAUCUGUGUAUUAAAAAAAAAAUAUUAUGAAAUAUAAAAACUUUAAAACUUUUUGAAUCUUAAUGUAAAAAGUUUUAAAGUUACAAUCGCCUGGGUGUACUGCUAUACAUUUAACGUAAAUACAGAAACGUGGUAAGUGCGCUGCCAGCACGCUUGCAACCUUUUUGUGUAGUUUCCAAAACAGAAAAACGCCGUGCCGGAACCGUGCUUGUUACGUGAGUUCGAUCCUUAAUAAUAGCUAUAAGGUAAUAACAUACGCUGUAAAGUUAUGUGUGUAAAUUUCAAAAUAAAUAUUUUUUGACAACAGAAGUGCAAUCAAUGGGCGGUUUCGCCUAAAGACUUGUAACAUCUUCCUAUUAACCAUCUACUAUGUAAAACAUCUCAAAACAUGUUGUUUUUCAAAAUUUCCACUAUAAUAUCCAUUUACUGAAGAAGGCUAUC
Molecule: messenger RNA, 2464 nt
Organism: Spodoptera frugiperda (fall armyworm)
Lineage: Eukaryota; Metazoa; Arthropoda; Insecta; Lepidoptera; Noctuidae
Exons: 4
Coding region: 74-805 (243 amino acids)
Source: RefSeq, a predicted model, not a curated record